Planococcus citri (citrus mealybug) is the source of this 1136-nucleotide messenger RNA. Its product is annotated as ribosome biogenesis protein BRX1 homolog. NCBI's taxonomy places the organism in Eukaryota, Metazoa, Arthropoda, Insecta, Hemiptera, Pseudococcidae. Gene Ontology annotation, biological process: rRNA processing; ribosomal large subunit assembly. The coding region runs from base 103 to 1065 and encodes 320 amino acids. The transcript is spliced from 7 exons. The record is from RefSeq and is a predicted model, not a curated record. Gene Ontology annotation, cellular component: nucleolus. Gene Ontology annotation, molecular function: rRNA binding.
ACUUCAAAUCUCGGCAUCGGCGUGUGAUGUGUAAACUGUACUGUAAAUUUGUUUUCUAAAAUAAUCUGUAUUGAAAGUAUUUCUACUCGAAAUUCAGGAAAUAUGGCGAAGAAGAAGGAAAAUUCAAAAGCGAAGAAGGAUGAUUCGAUAGCGAAGAAAGAAGAUCCAAAAACAACGAAGGUGCGAAUGUCCGAUGAUCCAGUACCUAAGAAAGAACGUUGGGUAAAUCGUCAGAGGGUGUUGGUGAUGGCUACGAGAGGUAUCUCGUAUACACAUAGACAUAUGAUGAAGGACGUGGAGCGUUUAAUGCCACAUUCGAGGCAUGGUAAUAAAAUGGAACGAAAAGAAAACCUCAACGAAGUUAAUGAGAUAUGUGCCCUGCGUAAUUGUAAUAAGGCCGUCUUGUUCGAAGGACGUUUACAAAGAGAUCUCUAUAUGUGGGUUUCUAACGUCCCUGUGGGACCAUCGGUGAAAUUUCUAGUCGAAAGUAUUUACACUAGCGGUGAAUUGAAAUUGACUGGAAAUUGCUUGACUGGUUCAAGACCACUUUUAUCAUUCGACAACAGUUUCAUCGAACAUCCACAUUUCAGUUUAUUAAGAGAAUUAUUCGUUCAGACUUUCGGCGUUCCAAAUCAUCAUCCUAAAAGUCAACCAUUCGUAGACCACGUGCUUACAUUCUCAGUUCUAGAUAACAGAAUAUGGUGUCGUAAUUACCAAAUAAUCUCCGAACAAGGAGCAUUAGCCGAAAUAGGACCACGAUAUGUUCUCAAUCCUAUCAAGAUUUUCGAAGGUAGUUUCAGCGGAGCAACUCUGUGGGAAAAUCCACAAUACAUAACGCCAGCUAAGACUAGAAGAGCGUUAGUUCAAUAUAAAACGCAAAAAACCGCUCACAGAAAAGAGCAGAAAAUUCGAAGGAAGAAAACAAAUAUUGAAAAUCCAGAAAUUGGAGAAAACGAGAUUUAUGGAGGAAACACGGAGCAUAUGGCUCGAAGAAUAAUGAAACGUGAAGCGAAAAAAGGUUCAAAUAAAUCUUCGCAACCGAAGAAAAAACAAAAAAUGUCGUAAAAUGCUUUCUCGUUAUGUUGUUAAGAACCUUUUGAUAUAUUAAAUAUAUUCAACGUGUUUUUUUUUAAUAA